GGGCUCCUUUGAAAAGAUUUGCAAAGAUCUCAAGAAAUUAUAGAUCCUCAGAAUCUCUCUUUUUCCACCCCUCCCUUUCUUUUAUUUAUAAUCCCAAAUCUUUCUCUUUACUCCAUCAUUUCAUUUCCUUUACUUAUAAACCAUCUCUCAUUUCUCUCAAACAUUACUCUAAAAUAUCAUUUAUUCUCCGAUCAGAUGGCAGCGGCGGCCGGUGAGGUGUUCAGGCAGAGUUUGCCACAUGGGUUUGGUGUUUCUGCUAAUGGUACUGAGGAACUUCAUGUUCUUGCUGUUGAUGACAGUCUUGUUGAUAGAAAAGUUAUUGAGAGGUUGCUCAAGAUUUCUUCUUGCAAAGUUACUGCUGUUGAUAGUGGAACUAGAGCUUUGCAGUAUCUUGGAUUGGAUGGAGAUCAAAGCUCUGUUGGGUUCAAUGAUUUGAAAAUUAAUCUGAUUAUGACCGAUUACUCCAUGCCUGGAAUGACUGGAUAUGAGCUGCUUAAAAAGAUUAAGGAAUCAUCAGCUUUCAGAGAAAUACCUGUUGUGAUCAUGUCAUCUGAGAACGUUUUGACUCGAAUUGACAGAUGUUUGGAAGAAGGGGCAGAGGAAUUCUUAGUCAAACCCGUAAAGCUUGCGGAUGUGAAGCGAUUAACGAAUUUCUUAAUCCGAGGGGAAGGAGAAGAGAAGGAAAAGGAAAAGAGAAAUCUUUUGAAGAGAAAUAUUGAAGAUGAUCUCUUUCCAUUAUCUUCGCCAUGCUCUACUUGUGAUCCAGCAUCAUCGGAGCCACCAUCAUGCUCUUAUUCAUAUUUAUCGACCAAUAUAGCUUCGAAAAGGCCUAAAUUGCUGAGCAGAGACUGAACUACCAGCAAUUGGAGUUUUUUUGUUCAAACCUUUGUUAAUACUGAUCGAAUCGUUACUGCAUAUAUACUAGCUAACUCGAGUUGACCCGAAAAACCUGCCACUAGGACAGGAAAAGCAGAGAUAGAUGAUAUGAAUUAGUUGCGAGAAAUAUUUGUAGAAUUCUUUUGUUAUGAUAGUGCUAAAGACAAAUUUCGUUAUCAA
This is a messenger RNA of Mercurialis annua (annual mercury), 1056 nucleotides long. Its product is annotated as two-component response regulator ARR5. The transcript is spliced from 5 exons. The coding region runs from base 196 to 852 and encodes 218 amino acids. Gene Ontology annotation, biological process: phosphorelay signal transduction system; cytokinin-activated signaling pathway. Lineage: Eukaryota; Viridiplantae; Streptophyta; Magnoliopsida; Malpighiales; Euphorbiaceae. The record is from RefSeq and is a predicted model, not a curated record.